GUCUGCUGAGAGGAGGCAGAAACACGCACACACACACACACUCAUAUACAACACACUCAGUCUGCAGCCGCCGCGGAGGAAACAGAACCGAGUCUUUCAGGAGUCAUGGCUGCAGGGAGAAUACGCUCCACGCGCAGACUGCGCUCGUGGAUCGUCGAACAGGUCAGCAGUGGGAAAUACGCUGGGCUGAUGUGGGACGACGACGACAAAACCAUGUUCCGCAUCCCGUGGAAACACGCAGGGAAACAGGACUUCCGUAAAGACGAGGACGGCGCCAUCUUCAAGGCGUGGGCCGAGUAUAAAGGCAAGCUGACGGACGGGGAUCUGGACAACCCGGCCUCCUGGAAGACCCGUCUGCGCUGCGCCCUCAACAAGAGUCCAGAGUUCACGGAGGUGAUGGAGCGAGCCCAGCUGGACAUCUCGGAGCCCUACAAGGUCUACCGCCUGGUGCCCAUCAGCGAGCAGGGUGUGGUGGUUCCAGAAAAGAAAUGCAGAGUUAAAGUCGCCAAGAGGAUGAAGAAGAGGAGGAGGAGGAUGAGCAGCAGCAGCAGUGAUUCGGACAGCAGCGAUGUCGUUCCGGUCAAACAGAUAAAGACGGAAGACGUCUCCUCACAGCUGUGUGUUGAAGAUGCUCUGAGGUGGAGUGACAUCCCCGCCCAGACAGAAGAACCCGCUCAGCACACCGCCGCCAUACAGACGGAGGUGGUCGAUGAGUUCAGGUUGGACGUGCGGAUCGAGGAGAGCGUUACUGUUCCGACAGCAGAUCAGGACUCCUUCAAUGUGGUGGUUCAUUAUUUAGGACAGGAGGUUCUAAAACGUCAAAUCCAGAGCAGCGACGUCAGGAUAAUGUACUUGCCCUCCUCUCCCGUUCCGCCGAUGCCGGCCGUCCUCAAGGGCUCGUUCACGCGCGUCCCGCUGCCGGAGCCGCCCUCAGCGCUGCCGGCCGGCGGGGAGCUGCAGGCCCUGUUCACCCUGCUGCCCUUCAUGGAGAAAGGGGUGCUGCUGACCGCCACGGCGCAGGGAGUCUACGGCAAGCGGUUCUGCCAGGGGCGGGUCUUCUGGACGGGGCCGCACACCACCACGCCGGACCUGCACAAGCUGGAGAGAAACACGCAGCCGGUGAUGCUCUUCAGUAAAGACGCCUUCAAGCAACAACUGGACCACUUCCGUUUAAACGGCGGCGAGCCUCCUCAGUGCGGCGUCACUCUGUGUUUCGGAGAAGAGCUGAGCAACACCGAAGACCCGUCUGAAAAACUCAUCAUAGUUCAGGUAAAUAUCUCCUUCCCGUGGGCGGAGCAGCAAGUCCAGGACGCCCUGUCCUUCUUCCAAUCCAUCACCGUCAUCCAGUCUCUGGCCAGCGAGUCUCCACUGACAGAAAUAACUCUGAACGUGGUCACGGUGCCUUGACCUGCCUCCUAAACCAUCACCCGUGAGCACCCGAAGGUGAAGGGGGAGGCAAACCAUUCUUUCAAAAUAAGAGUAUACAGGGCUGAGCGAUAUGUCGACAUAUUUAUCACCUUACAGUGAAUCAUGUCAAAUUAAACCCACGGAUGAUUAAUUACCGUCUGAAUUCUCCCGGAAUUUUACCCUGAAAAUGGAUAUUGAACUCUUUUGGGACGGACUUCGGCCCCCUCGUGUCGUCGUAGAGAUUAGUUGGUGUACUGGAAGCACUACAUGUAAACCAACACUGAGGAGUCGUCCUCGGAGCUGCAGUCAUUUUAGACUGUUCAUUCCCUCUUAUAUCUGCUUGUUUUUUGUUUUUUUUCUUACAUUUCAUAGACUAAAUAAGUAGUUAGUAAUGAAAAUAAUGCAGUUUUGUUUCUUUGGGUUAUCUAGAAAUGUUGAAAAUGUGAAACCGAUCAUUGCUGCAACAUCUGUUUUUCCUCUAAGCCAGUGGUUUCCAGGAAGAUUAACAGAAAGCUUCCCAAGUUUAACUAACCUUUUUGUUUUUUCUUGUGAAUUACUGAAUAACUGAAGGGUUUUUUAUUCAAAUGAAGAAAAAUCAGCGGGCAUUGCUUUAUUUCAGGGGGUCACGAGAUCAAAAGGUUGGGAACCACUGCUCUUAGCAACUGAUGCCUUUGUGUUUAUACUACAGCACUAUAUAAACCUUUACUCUGAUAGCCUUGUUACGCCUUCACACGUCCAAUAUUAAAGGGACUGUGUGUAACGUUUUUACACGUAUAAACGUGUUUUAAUCGUUUUAUUAUUGAAGAUAAAUUGAGGGCGUAUAAAUCUUCUGAUGUCUAUAGUUAACUAUCCUUCAGUAAAGUCAGUCAAAAAGAGAGUCGUACAAUAUCGGAGAAGCGUUUCAGAGACGGAGAGAAAGGGUUGCUAAGAGUUUUGUCUAAUGCUAACAGCAGCAGACAUUUACUCUCCAUCUCUGAGACGUUUCUCCGAUAUUGUAGCUCGCUAAAGCCUCGAAUCACAGUUUGUCAUCUCAACAACACGGCAAGAUGACAUUUUAGAUGUGUAACUUUAGCCCACUGCUAGCCUCCAGUCUUUCCUUUGUUUAGCCUCCAGCUAACACCGUGACCUCAUCAUGACCUCAUCAUGACGUCCACACUAAAAGGGUCCGUUUUACUAACGUUAAUCAACAUGCUCGUUCGCGGCUACGCAGUGCGAGCACAAGCGCGAGCAACAGGACGCCGACUGUCGUUGACUUAACGGCCACAGGUGUCAACAAGCACAUAGAGUCCCUUUAAUCUCACAGUGAAAUAAAAGGAAACACAUGAUUCAAGACGUUGAAACACAAAUAGUUCAGUAGAGUAGCGAGAACACGUGUAAUAAUUUUUACUUUUUUUAAUCACCGUUAGUCAAAUCCGACUCUAAGGGUGUAGUUAUUUUUAAGCUUUUGUAGUUAAGACAUUUAUACUUUUACAAAUGUGGGUUGAAGGUUGUAUUUUGAUAGAUUUCACUCUGUUUAUGAGACUUUUAAAGGAAAAAUCCGACCUUCUAUACUCCUGUUAGUGCAUUUUUUUAUUAUCAUGUGAGAAAAAUGUACAAGAGUGCACCCAGUUAAGACUUGGGAUUAGUGUUUUGAGAGUUGCACCAAAUUCUGACACUUCUGAUUUACACGUUUAAAAUGUUUUACUGUAGUCGUUACGGGUUAGGGGAAAAUAAAAGAAACAAAACAUCCUACAUUACAGAACGAAAGUCAGCAAAUACAGUCUGCUGAAGCUCAAAAUGUUCUUAUUGAGACCGUCAGACGCGUUUGGUUGGGCAUUAUUUAAAAAGGUAGCAGAUGUAUUCCUCUUUCUUUAUACAGUUAACGGCUUUUAGCAAACAUCAUUUACGAGACAUUUCCUCUUGGGAAAAACAUAAUAUUGUCAAGAAUAUAUAAUGUAGCAGCUAUAAAGGACAUUUUUAAGUGUUUAUUAAUAUACAGUAUUUGUCAGCAAUUAUAUAAACUUAUUUCAUAUUAUUACAUAUAUUGUGUUUCAUUAUUGGAGGAGUCAUAGUUGUUGACAUACAUUAUUAAACACUUACAACUACAUUAUAGUGUGUUAUAAACCAUUUAUUAAAUGUUUACUAUUUUAAAAAAAAGCUAUAAAUACUAAAUAGGGGCAGUUCAGUGAAGCGUUUGUGUGUUUUUUUAUCAAUUACUUUUGUUUUCUGGUUUCUUUAUUUAAAAGGCAGCAUCCGCUUAUUAACAACAUAAACUACCGCCUCUGUCAUGACCAUCAACCUGAAUCAAAACUAACAUUUUGAGCUUCAACAAAUUGUUUUUUACUGCAGGUGUUUAGUAUUGUAAGGUGUUUCUGUUAUUCUGUCCACCCCCCCAGAGCUUGUAAUGUACAUAGGGAUAA
This is a messenger RNA of Sebastes umbrosus (honeycomb rockfish), 3806 nucleotides long. It is a transcript of the gene irf9, whose product is annotated as interferon regulatory factor 9. Gene Ontology annotation, biological process: immune system process; regulation of transcription by RNA polymerase II. Bases 106 to 1407 code for a protein of 433 amino acids. The transcript is spliced from 10 exons. Lineage: Eukaryota; Metazoa; Chordata; Actinopteri; Perciformes; Sebastidae. Gene Ontology annotation, cellular component: nucleus. Gene Ontology annotation, molecular function: protein binding; RNA polymerase II cis-regulatory region sequence-specific DNA binding; DNA-binding transcription factor activity, RNA polymerase II-specific. The record is from RefSeq and is a predicted model, not a curated record.